AAUCAGCACUUUUCCCAAAACUUAUAUUACAAUUUUUUUAAUCCUACACAGGAAGAAUUUAAUGGAAAACCUGACUCCCUAUUUUUUAAUGAUGGUCAAAGAAGAAUCGACUUUGUUUUAGUGUAUGAAGAUGAAAGUAGAAAAGAGACCAAUAAAAAGGGUACAAAUGAAAAACAAAGGAGAAAAAGACAAGCAUAUGAAUCUAACCUCAUCUGCCAGGGACUGCAACUAGAAGCAACAAGAUCGGUUUUGGAUGACAAGAUUGUAUUUGUUAAAGUACACGCACCAUGGGAUGUGUUAUGUACAUAUGCUGAGAUCAUGCACAUCAAAUUGCCUCUGAAACCCAAUGAUCUGAAAACCCGUUCCUCGGCCUUUGAUAGUUUCAACUGGUUUACCAAAGUCCUCCGAGUAGAUGAACGUCUCAUCAAGCCAGAGCAAGAGUUUUUCACUGCUCCAUUUGAGAAGAACCGAAUGAAUGAUUUUUACAUUGUUGAUAAAGAUUCCUUCUUCAAUCCAGCUACCAGAAGCCGGAUUGUCUACUUUAUCCUCUCCCGAGUGAAGUAUCAAGUGGUAAACAAUGUUAGCAAGUUUGGGAUUAACAGACUUGUAAGUUCUGGAAUCUACAAGGCGGCUUUCCCUCUCCAUGAUUGCCAAUUCGGCAGUCGGUCAGAGGACCCCAGCUGCCCUAAUGAAAGGUACCUUCUGUACAGGGAAUGGGCUCAUCCUCGAAGCAUAUACAAGAAGCAGCCUCUGGAUCUUAUCAGGAAAUACUAUGGAGAGAAGAUUGGAAUCUACUUUGCUUGGCUGGGCUAUUACACUCAGAUGCUCCUGCUGGCUGCAGUGGUGGGGGUGGCCUGCUUUCUCUAUGGAUAUCUUAAUCAAGAUAACUGUACAUGGAGCAAAGAAGUUUGUGAUCCUGAUAUUGGUGGCAAGAUUGUAAUGUGUCCUCAGUGUGACAAGAUUUGUCCAUUCUGGAAACUGAAUAUUACUUGCGAGUCCUCAAAGAAAUUGUGCAUCUUUGACAGUUUUGGAACCCUGGUCUUUGCAGUAUUUAUGGGAGUUUGGGUUACCUUAUUUUUGGAGUUCUGGAAGCGGCGCCAGGCAGAACUUGAGUAUGAAUGGGACACUGUUGAGUUACAGCAGGAAGAACAACCCCGGCCAGAAUACGAAGCACAGUGUACUCACGUGGUAAUAAACGAGAUUACCCAGGAAGAAGAGCGUAUUCCUUUCACUGCCUGGGGAAAGUGUAUAAGGGUAACCCUCUGUGCAAGUGCUGUCCUUUUCUGGAUCCUGUUGAUCAUCGCUUCAGUUAUUGGAAUCAUUGUCUAUCGACUCUCAGUGUUUAUUGUGUUUUCUGCAAAACUUCCUAGUACUGUCAAUGGGACAGACCCAAUCCAGAAGUACCUGACUCCACAGACAGCCACGUCCAUCACUGCGUCCAUCAUCAGCUUUAUCAUCAUCAUGAUUCUGAACACCAUAUAUGAAAAAGUGGCCAUCAUGAUUACUAAUUUUGAACUCCCAAGGACUCAGACUGAUUAUGAGAACAGCCUAACCAUGAAGAUGUUCUUAUUCCAGUUUGUCAACUACUAUUCUUCAUGCUUCUACAUAGCAUUCUUUAAAGGGAAAUUCGUAGGCUACCCAGGAGACCCAGUGUAUUGGCUGGGAAAGUACAGAAAUGAAGAGUGUGACCCAGGUGGCUGUCUCCUUGAACUAACUACUCAACUGAUAAUAAUCAUGGGUGGAAAAGCAAUCUGGAAUAACAUACAAGAAGUCUUGCUUCCCUGGAUCAUGAAUCUAAUUGGACGGUACCACAGUGUUUCAGGAUCAGAAAAGAAAACCCCACGAUGGGAACAGGAUUACCAUCUGCAGCCCAUGGGCAAGCUGGGAUUAUUUUAUGAGUAUCUUGAAAUGAUUAUUCAGUUUGGGUUCGUCACCUUAUUUGUGGCCUCUUUUCCACUGGCUCCUCUGUUGGCUCUGGUGAACAAUAUAUUGGAAAUAAGAGUGGAUGCAUGGAAACUGACUACGCAGUUUAGACGCAUGGUACCAGAAAAGGCCCAAGACAUCGGCGCGUGGCAGCCCAUCAUGCAAGGAAUAGCGAUUUUGGCUGUGGUGACCAAUGCCAUGAUCAUUGCUUUCACAUCAGACAUGAUCCCCCGCCUGGUGUAUUACUGGUCCUUCUCCAUCCCUCCCUAUGGGGACCACACUCACUAUACUAUGGAGGGGUACAUCAGCAAUACUCUCUCCAUCUUCAAUAUUGCAGACUUCAAAAACAAAAGCAAAGGAGAUUCGUUCUCUGGGCUUGGUGACCAUACCACAUGCAGGUAUCGUGAUUUCCGAAACCCGCCAGGACACCCACAGGAAUAUAAACACAAUAUCUACUAUUGGCAUGUGAUCGCCGCCAAGCUGGCUUUUAUCAUUGUCAUGGAGCACAUCAUCUACUCUGUGAAGUUUUUAAUUUCCUAUAUCAUUCCGGAUGUAUCCAAAAGCACGAGGAGCAAAAUCAAGAGAGAGAAGUACCUAACCCAGAAGCUACUGCAUGAGAGUCACCUCAAAGAUAUGACGAAAAACAUGGGAGCUAUAGCCGAGAGGAUGGUAGAAGUGGUAGAUAACAAUCUACGACCAAAAUUAGAAUGAAAGCUUUAUGUUCCGAGAAGCACUUUAAAGAAUUUAGCUCUGUCAAAAUAUAUUAUGAAUCACUAAUGAGAAUGUUUAAGUUGAAUCACUUGGGCAAAUGUGAACGGUUAACUUUUGCCAUUUUCAUGUAUUUUAUUUUUCAGUUUCAGCUAGUGAUGCAAAAACUGAAGAAUAUAAAACAUAUCAAGAAGGGCAUAAAACUAAUCACCUGGAAAACCUAAUAUGCUACCUUCUUUGGUAAAUUGGAAUUUUAGUAACCCAGUGUGCUUAGCAGCCACCCCUUGAAAGCAGAAUGGAUCCUUUUUUCUGUUUGAUUACUUUCAUCCCUUCCUAUUCUCAAGCACAUGAUCUCCUUUAUUUUUAGGUAGUGUUUUUUAAUCUCUUUAGUUCACCAAAUAUAGUCCAGUUAUCUUUUUCUUACCAUAAUUAAAGACUAGACAUGCUACCACUUUAAUAGCUUUUAUACAAUUAAAAACAUUGCUUACUCAGAAUUGAGUUUGAAUGCAGUAUUAAGUGGCAAGUAGAAUUCUUAAUAUUUAGGUGUAUUAUCGCAUCCCUACAGAAAGAAACCUCACAUAAUAGGGAGUAAUUUGUCUCCAUUUUGGCCCGUCUUUGCGUGUCAAAGAAAUGUUCGUAGUGGACUGAAAUGACAAUAGCCAAGUUUUGAAACUUUUAUAUUAACCCAUAGUGACACCUUCUACCUUCUAGGAUCACUCCUAGAAUGAUCUGUGCCUCAUCAAUGGUGACUGCCUUGCAGAUCUCAAGGGAAUAAAGUGACAAAAGUAGGGUUAGUUACAGAUUCAAAUAGAAGUGUAACUCUGUUCAAUCUGGAUGACUAAGUUGCCUCUUCUAAAGAUGUGUAGUUUCUUGGGAGAAAAUGAUAAUCGAAUGAUUAAAAUUACAUUUUUAUCACAUAACGUUCUGGAAAAGAGAAGCCCAUCAGAUUCCCGCCAGUCAACUUUUAUUCACCAAACACAGGAGGUACAUUACUGCAAAUCACUAAGCGCCUUUGCAAAUAGCUCACGGUGUGGCCUUCAUGGCAUAACCAUGCUGUGUGGGCUCCAGGGGCAGCAGGUGCCCUAACUGUGAGCCACACCACUGUGGACUUGUGUGGAGAGCCCUUUCAUCAGGGGUGCAGCCUGUCUUCGUUUCUGUAUGCCAAAGUGAUCGACAUAACAAAGCAGUUGCCCCCAUGAACAUGUCUUCCUGCACCUUCCACCCUCAGAUUCUGGGCCCUGUAACUCAUUUGUAAUUGGAUGUUUGCACUAGAAAUAAGCAUAUUCAGAUUGUUAAUCGAAAAGGGAAACUCUGGAUUUGAUUUCAGCUUGCAGCCUCCUCUAGGGCCAAGUAGGAAGUUAAGGGUAAAAAGGAACGAUUUGGUCACAAACCCUACCAUCAGCUGGAGGUCACAUCCUGAAGUCCUGCACCACUAUGCUUAUCUUACUCUCAAGUUUUGCUCCGCUAGCCGUCCACUGUGCUUUACUGCCUUUUAAGAGUCAGGCCCUGCGGUAGGUCUGGAAAAGACACAGGGCCUACACUUCUUCCUGUUGGCUGGUUAACAGGUCAGUGCUGCGUGAAGAAGGCUGUUCCUGCUGCAUGGGCCUCUACCCACUGGGAUUCUGUUAAAUGCUCAGGUGCCCUAGGAAACAACCUAUCAGUAUCCCAGCAGGAAAGGGAAGUGAAACAUGUUUCAAUAAUCAGAUACAGAUCGCAGUUUUUAAGAGCCUGCCAUCAUGAAUGUUUCAAAAUUUAAAAAAGCAGUAUUCUGAGCUUUUGCAUUGCCCCAAUGGAUCAUAGACAUUUCUCCACCUUCCUUUAUCAUGCAUGUUAACAGUGUGGUCAGAGAGCCCAAAGCAGGCCAUAUGAGAUCUCGCUGCACUGGGACAAGAGAUGAAUGUCUUCCCACUGGAGGGAACUAUUUCUCAUUUCCGCACAGCCUAGGUGGAGCACCACUGUUCCUUUUCCCACCCUCUGAGAGACUGCUCCUGGAGGUGCGUGUCGCCUUCUCUCUUAUUACCUCUUCUCUGAAGUAUGUGACUAUCUCCUAGCAUUUGAUUCAUCAACUACUUACUGUUUAUGUCAUCAUAGAAAAAGAAAUGUUUUUGCCUUAUCUCUUUGUAUAUACUAUAGAAUUUUUUUUUUAAAUGUGCAUUUAUGUGUUUAUAGCCCCAGCUGAGAGAAUCCUCUUCAGAGUUUAAAAAUGUGCUGCUAUGGACAGGGGCUUUAAAACCCUCACAUUUCUAAAAGCAGAAAAUGAUGUCUGACACUGCCAAGAUGCCCAAAAAAGCUAACUUGCAGUGGAGACCAGGGUCCCCCAUAACUUCAGCAGUGUUCAUGUGUCUAGUGCUACUUGUCAGAGAAAAAUGGACUGUGAUUGCAUCAGCAAAUGGGAGAGAUGCCCCCUUCUCCCAGGAGCACCAAGGGGCAUGGAAGUUGGCCUGUGACGGGAGGAUCUGGCCCUCAACCUGUUCAGUGUUAACCACUAUAAAAAUUUUAGCUUUAUA
Messenger RNA from Ictidomys tridecemlineatus (thirteen-lined ground squirrel), 5138 nucleotides. The record is from RefSeq and is a predicted model, not a curated record. Lineage: Eukaryota; Metazoa; Chordata; Mammalia; Rodentia; Sciuridae.